Perca flavescens (yellow perch) is the source of this 5460-nucleotide messenger RNA. It is a transcript of the gene ssh1b, whose product is annotated as slingshot protein phosphatase 1b. The record is from RefSeq and is a predicted model, not a curated record. Lineage: Eukaryota; Metazoa; Chordata; Actinopteri; Perciformes; Percidae. The transcript is spliced from 15 exons. Gene Ontology annotation, biological process: negative regulation of actin filament polymerization; protein dephosphorylation. Gene Ontology annotation, molecular function: phosphatase activity; actin binding. The coding region runs from base 307 to 2940 and encodes 877 amino acids.
CCGUGUUUUGUUUGUCUGUCUGCGCAGCAGUGAUGAAAUCGCGGGGUCUGCUGCUAGAUCGGUACAAACGGAGGAAAUCUCUCAUGACUUCCCGCUCAUGAGGACUCCGGUAACCGCAGAGGACGCACGGAGCAGGACUGAACGGGAGCAUCGCCGGGGCUCUGGAGUCAGGUGCUGCUGGGUGAGAGUCUGACUAGGCAUUUUCUCCCCGGUGACAGAGACAAUCUCAGCGGCGCAUCUUCCCACAUCCUCCUCCCCUCCCUUCUCCUCUCCUCCGCUGCCCUCCAAGGCUGCAGCCCACCGACCAUGGCCCUGGUGACUCUGCAGCGCUCUCCCACCCCAAGUGCAGCAUCCUCGGCCAGCACGACCAACAGCAGUGCGGGGGAGGAUUUUGGAAGUGAUGAUGAGCGGAAAAAUAAUCAGAGCCUCAGUGAGAGCUUCUUCAUGGUCAAAGGAGCCGCCCUCUUCCUCCAACAGGGCGGCAGCACACAAGGACCAAAGACCCCGACCCACCACAAACUUGCAGGUGAUUUACCUCAACACCUGCAGGUCAUGUUUAAGAUCCUCCGGUCUGAAGAUCGCAUUAAGCUGGCUGUACGGUUGGAGAGCGGAUGGUCGGACCGGGUGCGCUACAUGGUCGUCAUCUAUACCAACGGCCAUCAAGACACAGAGGAAAAUAUCGUUGUGGGAAUGGACUUCACAGACAAGGACAGUAAAAAAUGCUCUAUUGGGAUGGUGCUGCCACUGUGGAGUGAUACCAACAUACAUUUAGAUGGAGAUGGAGGCUUCAGUGUGAACACGGCAGGGCGGUCACAUGUCUUUAAGCCUGUAUCUGUGCAGGCCAUGUGGUCUGCCCUGCAGGUCCUCCACAAGGCAUGCGAGGUGUCACGCCGGUUCAACUACUUCCAAGGGGGCAUUGCUCUCACGUGGAUGGCCUUCUAUGAGAGCUGCAUCACCUCAGAGCAAAGCUGUGUCAAUGAGUGGAAUGCUAUGAGUGACCUGGAGACCACCCGGCCCGACUCACCCUCCAUGUUCGUCGACCGGCCAACUGAGCGAGAGAGAACAGAGUGUCUCAUUAAAGCCAAGCUACGCAGCAUCAUGACGUUUCAAGACCUGGAGAACAUCACCUCGAAGGAGAUCCGUAACGACCUGGAGCAGCAUAUGAGCUGUAACCUCAAAGAGUACAAAGAGUUCAUCGACAAUGAGAUGCUUUUGAUCCUGGGUCAGAUGGACAAGCCCACGCUUAUCUUUGACCAUGUGUACUUGGGCUCGGAGUGGAAUGCUUCUAACCUGGAAGAACUACGUGACUGCGGGGUGGGUUACAUCCUGAAUGUUACCAGAGAGAUUGACAACUUCUUCCCGGGGAUGUUUUCUUAUCACAACAUCCGGGUAUUCGAUGAGGAUGCCACCGACCUACUGGCCCAUUGGAACGACACCUACAACUUUAUUGUCAAAGCCAAGAAGAACAAUUCCAAGUGCCUGGUGCACUGUAAGAUGGGGGUGAGCCGGUCUGCCUCUACAGUUAUUGCCUAUGCAAUGAAGGAGCAUGGCUGGUCUCUGGAGAAAGCCUACAACUUUGUCAAGCAGAAACGGAGUAUAGCUCAGCCAAACGCUGGUUUCAUGAGACAGCUGGCAGAGUACGAGGGAAUCCUGGACGCAAGUAAACAGCGCCACAACAAGCUAUGGAGACCUGAAACAGAUGAGGAGGGAUCAGAUGAUUUGCAAGCAUCUGGCCACUGUACUGGUGGGAAGGAGACACCAGUGCUCAGAGGGGAAGAAGCCUGGGGAGGCUGCAAGGCCUCUCCAUGCAGGGGUAUGGGUCUGGAGAUGGAGCCCCUUGACUCUCUUAACUAUAAUUAUUACUUCAGGCGUUUGUCAGACUCUGCACUAGACAGUGAGCCCUCCACUCCAGUGCGGGGUCCCCCUCUGCUGGGUAUGGAAAGAGUUUUCAUUGAGAUUGAAGACGUGGAGAGGGAUGCCCUAUUGGAGGACGAGGGUUUCCCCAUGGCCCAUUUAGCCCUGCCUGGCGAGGGCACGGCAGCUCAGACGUGUGGCCGCCUCGACCCCCUGGAGGACAUGAGACUAAGGCUCGAGAUCAGUACUCUGGAGGAAGAGGAUGAGGAAGAGGCCAAGAAAGAGGAAGCUGAGAUGGCGGCCUUGGCUCAAACACCUGGAAAUUCGGAUGGGAAGAGGGCGGGGGAGGAGGCCGAGAGGACGGAGGAAAGCCGGUUAGGCCUCGCCAACCUGAACACCAACAACAGCAACCGCCUAGCCGCCAAGCGCAGCUGCCCAGCGGCUUUUGACGACAGUGCUAGCACAGGAAACCCUUUAAAAGUGAAGCCCUCCUAUCAGUCCUGUAAAGACUGCCUGCGUCUACCACAAGGGCGGCGCUGUGAUCGUCCAGCAGGAGGCCGUUCUCACCGCCUUAACCCCUCCCGCCACUGCACUGUCCCGACCAUAUGCAUAGAUCCGCCUGGGACCCAUUUUGCCUCCACCCCAAUUCUGCAGUCUCUGCAAGCCCCUGCAGUUGUCCCACCUAACUUGGUCCAGCCCUGUAGUCAUUUGUACCGCUGUGCCACCUGCACCCCCGGUGUCCCACUAACCAACCGCCAGAAAAUGGUCUCACCCAUGAGCUGUGAGGAGACGCCACCUGACCGCAGCUCGUUUGAGACCGAGGACAUGGAUGAACCACAGGGGGACAACGCGGGAGAAGAAAUAUCAAGGGAGAGUACAGGGGCCAUCAGUGCGACUCCUGGUGAAGGUUUAGAGUUACAACCUGGUGGUGCAGUGGAGCUCCAGCAGCAGGCCCUGGCCCAGCUGCAAAUGCCAGGAAUGGGGAUAGAAUUUGGUCUGGAACUGAUGCGACAGAGGGCGGAGCAGCUUGAGAAGCUGCCAAGCUUGGCCAUGGAGGGCCAGCUCCCAGUGGGGCCCCUCCCUUAAUACAGUGGCCCGGGCAUGGAUGAGAUGGAGGUGGAGGCUUACCUCCAGCAGGUACACUAUGAUGGCUGUUGGCCUUUUUAGAUGACUGCCGCUGUGGUGUCGUACAAGAAACAAAGCUCUGCUUUGACCUGUACUGUCAUAUCCUGGCCUCAUAGCUGCACUGUCACAAGCUGCAACAGCCCUCUCCUUUCAAGAGAGUGUCCUGUCAUUGCCUACUGGCAUUAAAUCCAGACGAGGCUGGUUGUUUUGACCAUACGCUUAAGGCUUGAAUGCUUCUGGCCAGGUAAGGACUGAAGACUUUCCCGUAUCCUUCCGAUUGUCCCUCAGACUGGAUUGAGCCCCUUCUGGCCUCUUCGGAGCCUGCUGGCCCCACACCACAUACAGGAUCAUCACACUUCCCCACAGCCCUGUGGAGAUGAGUGUUAUGCUGCCAUUUUACCCUCAACAGACAGGUUUGGCAUAUUCCCAAGACAGCAGACAGUGGUGGUUGUUGUUCCUUUCUGACUCCUGAGAAAGCUAUAGCUAGCACUUUGAUGUUGAUGGAAAGAAAAAUACCUGAAGUAACAUGCUUCUGUCAGUGUACUGUAUGUUUUUCAAUCCAGCUCAUCAACAGUAUUCAUGAAGGAAACUCAAUGAAUGUUUGCAGUUGAGCCAUUUUGAUUGCAUUGCAACAUCUCCUCAUGUUAUCACUGAUAGCUGAAUCCUCACUAACCUUCACUCAUAUUUUUCCCUGCUACAGCUGCUUUUGCAUUACGAAAGGGCAUUCCACGUGGAAGCAUAAUUAUUUUUAAAAAGGAUGUGAGCCUUUUUAUGCCUCUUUGUAAAGCGUUGUACCUCGGACCACAAGCAUCUCGGAACUGUUUUGGUCAAAGACUCUUUUGUUGUCUCUGCUCAGUGGCUGGUUCACCCUGACCUUCUCCAUUAAAGUUAACAUAAUCAUGUACUUAGAGCACUCACUUUGUCACCACGCAUGACUUAUGUGCAGUAUUACAAAACAUAUUGUCAACAUCCUUUGAAAGAAAACGUAUUUAAGUUGUCUUUUUUUGAAAUGCUGAAAGUUUUGGCGUUGAAAUGUAUCGUUAUUCAGUUUAAAUGACAACAAUCCUUCGUGAGAUGGAUGGUCAAUUGGUUUUAUGCCUAAAAGAAUGACAAAAAAAAAGACUGAAGUUGUUCAGACUUUACAUUCAUUCAUUCAGUUGUCAGGAAACAAAUGUAAUCUUAUUUUCCACUCUUGGUCUGAUCACUUCCUGAUGAACCAAAGCCAUAUCAUGUUGCCAGGUCCAGUUAAUCCCCUUCGUGAUUUAAAUGCUUCUCUUACUUUCUUACCCAGUCUGCAUCUGGGUAGUCCUUAAUCGAAGAGGCUCCCAUGGCAAACAUGACUUAAGCGGUUACAUUUUUGGUCACAUGUUGAAAAACCACAGGCUACCUUUCCUUGAACCCACAGACAUUUGCAAAGGCACACUAAUCAUGUAGAAAUUUAGCACUUGAGCACAACUCUAGUAUCCAUUCACACAUUUCAGAUCUAUAGCUAUGUUUAAUUAAAAUAAUUUGAGAACACUAAAGCAGAAAUAGACAUGACAAGUAGUUCCAUUCUUUGCUUGCAGUGGAGAGUCCAUCAUUGUGAGUGUAGUUUAUUUGAUUAUUAUAUUAUUAUAAUAUUGAGUUACACAUUACCAAAUUAAAUAUUUCUAUUUACAGUGGGAACAUUUGGAAAUAUAUUCUUAAUUUACAAUACUAGAUGUCCCUAUUUUAAAUACAGAAAAAGUAACUUAUUAAGAAGACUGCAAAGCCUGGCACUCACAGGUUUUUCCAACUCUUUUCCUCAUGUUAUUUAGUCCAUUUUGUACAUGUUCGGACAGCCUGAGGCAUGUUUUUUUCAAAUUAUGCCACCAAUCCAAAGUUGCUGUGCCACAGUGUGUUGCUCUACUAGUUCUUCUGUUUGGGUGAUGUUGUGUUCCUACUGUUUUUUGGCACGCUGGGUGUGCUAGAAUGGUACUGAAUGAUGCCUGUUUGUAUGCAGGAAAAGCACAUGCGAGUGUUAUUACUGUGUUUAAAGAUCUGAGUGAAUCAGAAGAAAUAAAAACUGUGCAAAGAAUGAAUGGCAAUUAUUUAAUCAUCUUUAACCAUAAGGUUAUUGUAUUUUUUUUGUUUGUUGGUAGAUUUAGCUUUUCUUUAGUUAAGCAGAAACGUCAAUGCAUCCUCUGGUCCUUCUCCUCCCUUUACUGGACCCCAGGGAGCUGCAGGUUUGCACUGCUAGUUAGAUUUAAAUAAUUUGGCUUUGUUCUUUUCCUCACGUGAGCAUAAUGUAACGUAAGGCACUUACAAAGUUGUUGACAGCAGCUGAUACUGCAAACAUUUGAAAUGCAGCCAUUUUUAAAGAAAAAAGUUACAUAAAAUAUUGCAGCUGUAAGAAUUAAAUAAUGUUAUAAAGUGGCAACCUAGAGACAUGAGUGUGGUAUCUUUUUCAUCUAACUCCCAGCAAGAACUCAAAGAAGUGUAUCUCCCAAAAUGUUAAACUCU